Molecule: messenger RNA, 4200 nt
Organism: Ctenocephalides felis (cat flea)
Lineage: Eukaryota; Metazoa; Arthropoda; Insecta; Siphonaptera; Pulicidae
Product: 5-oxoprolinase-like
Exons: 22
Coding region: 225-4145 (1306 amino acids)
Biological process (GO): glutathione metabolic process
Cellular component (GO): cytosol
Molecular function (GO): 5-oxoprolinase (ATP-hydrolyzing) activity
Source: RefSeq, a predicted model, not a curated record
UGAAUGUGCAUUUAUGUUGUUUAUUUAGGAAUAUUUUUUGUUGAUAAAUUUUAUUUGUAGAUACUAUCUUGAUAUGAUAAAAUAUCAAAUUUAAGUGUUGUGUAAUAAUAUAAGUUGUAUAUUAUGUGCAUUUAAAUGUUCGUCGUGCUUCUAAGUGCGCAGUAGAUAAAUUGUUUAGUGAUUUUAAACUUAAUAAUACACGCCGGAGUUGUUUAGAAAUAGAAAUGGCUCCUACUUCUGACCGAGAAAAAUUCUUUUUUGCUAUCGACCGCGGUGGUACUUUCACGGACGUCCUGGCCCAUUGUCCUGGAGGCCGAGUUCGUACUAUGAAAUUACUAUCAGAAGAUCCUAGAUAUCCUGAUGCACCACGUGAAGGAAUAAGACGAAUUCUACAAGAGGAAACUGGUAAGGCCAUCGACGAAAAUGGCUUAAUAGACACCUCUCUAAUUGGCGGCAUUCGAAUGGGAACCACAGUUGCAACGAACGCUCUAUUAGAAAGAACAGGCGAACCAUUUGUUCUGAUUGUGAACAAAGGUUUCAAAGACAUUUUGCAUAUUGGAAAUCAAGCACGCCCUGCAAUCUUCGAACUUGAUAUCAAGACUCCUAGUUCUCUAUAUAAAGAAGUCGUAGAAGUCUCGGGGCGACUUGUACCUUCUCAACCGGGCCAAUGCUUGAUUACAAAUGGAUUAAAGGAAAUUUGCGGAACUGCUGGUAACGCUUUAGUUGAAUUAGAACCGUUGGAUUUAGAUUCAUUACGUAAAGAUUUAAAAAAUACAUUGAAGAAUGGAAUAAAAUCGGCAGCGGUUGUACUUGCACAUAGUUAUAGCUGCCCUGAUCAUGAAUUAGCGGUUGGAAAGUUAUUGACCGAAAUGGGUUUUGAACAUGUGACUUUAUCGCACCGUGCAAUGCCCAUGUGUCGCCUAGUUUCCCGAGGUUUUACAGCAUGUGCAGAAGCAUACUUGACACCCCAUGUGGAACGCUAUUUACGAGGUUUCCGAUCAGGAUUCCGUGACCAGCUGCAAGGAGUCCGCGUUUUGUUCAUGCAGAGCGACGGCGGCCUGACACAUGCUGAUGCUUUUGGAGGAGCCAGAGCCGUUUUAAGUGGACCAGCAGGCGGAGUUGUGGGCUAUGCUGUUACUGGAUCUCGAGAUACUGAAUUACCACUAAUUGGAUUCGACAUGGGAGGUACAUCUACUGACGUAUCUCGUUAUGCAGGUGUUUAUGAACACGUGGUUGAAGCAACAACAGCUGGUGUUACAAUUCAAGCACCACAGCUUGAUAUUAACACUGUUGCUGCAGGCGGUGGAUCAAUGUUAUUUUUCCGCUCCGGUUUGUUCGUGGUCGGCCCCGAGAGUGCAGGAGCUCAUCCUGGUCCAGUUUGUUAUCGCAAAGGUGGACCUCUUACCAUUACUGAUGCGAAUCUUGUUCUGGGCCGCAUAUUACCCGAAUAUUUUCCAAAAAUAUUUGGACCAGACGAAAAUCUACCAUUGGAUAAAGAUGCAUCUUUGGCUGCUUUUCAAAAAUUGACUAAUGAAAUAAAUGAAUAUUUAGAGAAAAAUGGCAAUAAAAAACUAACCGUUGCUGAAGUUGCAUUAGGAUUUGUAAGAGUCGGAAAUGAAGCGAUGUGUCGAGCAAUUAGAGCUUUGACGCAAGCAAGAGGAUUUGAUUCUUCUCGACAUGCAUUGGCAGUUUUUGGAGGUGCUGGAGGUCAACAUGCGUGUUCAGUAGCGGCUGCUUUGGGCAUGGGAACAGUACUUGUCCACAAAUAUGCAGGUAUAUUAUCUGCGUACGGCAUGGCAUUAGCUGAUGUGGUGCACGAAGCUCAAGAACCAUCAGGAAUGAUUUUGAGUGAACAAUCAGCUCCAAUAAUUAAGCAGAGACUAGAUCACCUGAGCGAAACUUGCAUUAAGAAACUUAAGGAGCAAGGGUUUACUCCAAACCAAAUCAGAUUAGAACCAUAUCUUCAUCUAAGGUACGAGGGGACUGAUUGCGCACUAAUGUGCGCUCCUAAAGAGGAAACCGGCGAAGCCGAUGAAGAAGCUGAAGCAAAAGAACUUGUAAUCCCUGAUUACGGAAAUUUUGUUGAUUCUUUUCUGUUGCGAUAUAAAAGUGAGUUCGGAUUUGUGAUUACUGGUAGACGUAUUAUUGUUGAUGACAUUAGAGUGAGAGGAGCGGGCAACUCUGACGCUCCAGAGGAAUCUAGGAAGUCUGGUGAAAGAAAAACCAAACUUGAACCUCAUUCGGUGAAGGAUACGCAUUUCGAAUCCGGAAUGCACAAAACACCGGUUUACAAAUGUGAGGACCUUUAUCCAGGCGAUGUGUUAAAUGGUCCGUCAAUACUGAUAGAUGGACUUUCCACAAUUCUUAUUGAACCAGAAUGUUCGGCAACAAUUACCGAACGAAAUGAUUUAAUCAUCCGCGUCGGCUCUGGCAAACCAAAACCAAUUAGUCCAGAAUUAGACGCAAUUCAACUCAGUAUAUUUUCUCAUCGAUUUAUGAGUAUUGCGGAACAAAUGGGCAGAAUUCUUCAGCGAACCGCUAUUUCUACUAAUAUAAAAGAAAGAUUAGAUUUUUCUUGUGCGUUGUUUGGACCUGAUGGCGGUUUAGUCAGCAAUGCGCCGCAUAUUCCGGUGCAUUUAGGAGCCAUGCAGGAAACGGUUCAAUAUCAGAUACGCGUUCGAGGUGAUUCGUUAAAAGAAGGCCAAGUAUUAUUGUCAAACCAUCCUCAAGCUGGUGGUUCUCAUUUGCCAGAUUUAACAGUGAUUACUCCAGUAUUUCACAAAGGUCAUAAAGGACCAGUAUUCUUUGUUGCUUCAAGAGGACACCAUGCAGAUAUUGGAGGAAUCACUCCAGGUUCUAUGCCACCGCAUUCAACACUAUUAUCUCAGGAAGGUGCUUGGUUUAAGAGUUUUCUUCUGGUAAAUGAUGGUCAUUUUGAUGAGCAAGGACUUACAGAACGGCUUAUGGCUCCUGGUAAAUUGCCAAAUUCUUCAGGAACCAGGAAUUUAGCGGACAAUAUUUCAGAUUUGAAGGCGCAGAUUGCAGCUAAUCACAAAGGAAUUCAGUUAGUAGGAGAACUAAUUUCUUAUUACGGGUUAGAUGUAGUUCAAGCAUAUAUGAGACACAUGCAAAAUAAUGCUGAAGUUGCGGUGAGAAAUAUGUUAAAAGAUAUAGCAAAGCAGACAAAAGAAAGGACUGGUACUACAUUAUUACAUGCUGAAGAGAUGAUGGACAAUGGAUCCAAAAUUAAACUUGCUGUAUCUCUUGAUGAAAAAGAUGGACAUGCUAUUUGUGAUUUCAAUGGCACAGGUGACGAAGUAUGGGGCAAUUGUAAUGCACCAAGAGCUAUAACACUUUCAGCAAUUAUUUAUUGUUUAAGAUGUAUGGUCGGUCAUGAUGUGCCUCUGAACCAGGGAUGUCUUGCACCUAUUUCUAUUAAAAUACCUAGAGGAUCACUUUUGGAUCCUAGUGAUGACGCCGCCGUUGUCGGAGGUAAUGUUCUUACUUCCCAAAGAGUGGUCGAUGUUGUCUUUAAAGCUUUCGGCACAUGUGCUGCCUCACAAGGAUGUAUGAACAAUAUCACAAUAGGAGAAGAAACAUGGGGAUAUUAUGAAACAGUUGCAGGAGGUAGUGGUGCUGGCCCUACAUGGAAUGGUAAAAGCGGAGUCCACACUCAUAUGACUAACACUCGCAUCACCGAUCCAGAAAUUUUGGAACUUAGAUAUCCCAUAAUUUUGAAAACGUUUUGUUUGCGUCCUAAUUCCGGUGGAAAUGGUUUAUUCAAGGGUGGUGAUGGUGUUCAAAGAGAAUUGCUAUUCCGAAAGGAAAUGACAUUAUCAGUUUUGACUGAACGAAGAGUUUUUCAACCCUAUGGAAUGGCAGGUGGAGAGCCUGGUGCAAGUGGUGUUAAUGUUCUUAUAAGAGCUCAAGAAAAGAGGAAAAUAAAUCUUGGAGCUAAAACAGCAAUAAAAGUCAAACCAGGGGACAUUUUUUCAAUGCUGACUCCAGGAGGAGGUGGAUAUGGAUUGGCUAAUGAUGAAAAUAGACGAAAAUUAUCACAAAAAGUAGAAAAUAAACCGUGCUUCAAAACAUUCCAGGAGCAUGGAAGUGUCUUUGAAUAUAGAAUGUCCCAAGAAAGUGUAUAAAUUUGCUAAUGUAUAGUGAGUGAUUUAUUUCUUUUCAACUGUUUUCUUAAAAACA